AUGGCUUUCGGGCCGGCGUUUCUUUUCUCUCUGGAAGGGCGUGUUUGCAUUCAAGGUGAAGGCUCUGCAGAAAGUGCACGAGAGACACCCAGGAGGCUUUCCAGAGAACAGCUUUCUGUACUGAUAUCGGCAGCUUCGAUGAACUUAGGUUCCAUGAUGUGCUAUUCUAUCCUUGGACCCUUUUUCCCCAAGGAAGCUGAAAAGAAGGGUGCCAGCAAUACCAUUAUCGGUAUGAUCUUCGGGUGUUAUGCUUUGUUUGAGUUGCUAGCAUCUUUGGUAUUUGGAAAAUAUCUCGUACAUAUUGGAACAAAAUUUAUGUUUGUAGCAGGAAUGUUUGUCUCGGGAGGAGUUACAAUUCUCUUUGGCGUACUGGACCAAGUUCCAGAAGGACCAACAUUUAUUGCUAUGUGUUUUCUAGUGAGAGUAAUGGAUGCAGUGAGCUUUGCUGCAGCAAUAACUGCGUCAUCUUCUAUCCUCGCAAAGGCUUUUCCAAAUAACGUGGCUACAGUAUUGGGAAGUCUUGAGAUUUUUUCUGGACUGGGAUUGGUACUAGGUCCUCCUUUAGGUGGCUUUUUGUAUCAAUCCUUUGGCUAUGAGGUGCCUUUUAUUAUUUUGGGAUGUAUAGUUCUGCUGAUGGUUCCACUCAACAUGUGUAUUUUACCCAGUUAUGAAUCUGAUCCAGGUGAACACUCAUUCUGGAAACUCAUCACUUUACCCAAGAUUGGCCUUAUAGCCUUUGUCAUCACCUCACUCAGUGCGUGUUUUGGCUUCCUUGAUCCUACUCUGUCUCUGUUUGUCUUGGAGAAGUUUAAUUUACCAGCUGGAUAUGUGGGACUGGUAUUCCUGGGUUUGGCACUGUCCUAUGCCAUUUCUUCACCACUGUUUGGUCUACUGAGUGACAAAAUGCCGCAUCUAAGGAAAUGGCUUCUCGUUUUGGGAAACUUAAUUACAGCAGGGUGCUACAUGCUCUUAGGACCUGUCCCUGUCUUGCACAUUAAAAGUCAGCUCUGGCUGUUGGUGCUAGCUUUAGUGGUAAGCGGCAUCUCUGCUGGAAUGAGUGUGAUUCCAACUUUCCCAGAGAUUCUCAGUUGUGCAUAUGAAAAUGGAUUCGAAGAAGGAUUAAGUACAUUGGGACUUGUCUCAGGUCUUUUUAGUGCAAUGUGGUCAGUUGGUGCUUUUAUAGGACCAACACUGGGUGGAUUUCUGCUUGAGAAAAUUGGUUUUGAAUGGGCAGCGGCAAUACAAGGUCUGUGGGCUCUAAUAAGUGGAUUAGCGAUGGGCUUGUUUUAUUUACUGGAGCACUCAAGGAGAAGAAGAAGAUCUAAACCUCAAAACAUCCUUAGCUCAGAGGAAGAGCGAACUGUUCUCUUGCCUAAUGAAAUCUAGCCUUAUGAAUCCUGGAUGGUUAUACGAUUGGGAGAUGGAUGUUCCUGGCCUUGAACAUCACUGUUGGAAGGGCUUUCUUAAUUUUACGCACAGAACUCCAUGAAGUCCACACCAGCAUCCUGGAAGUAUCAAUGUAUUUUUUGGAUGAUCCUGUGAUGGGCUGCGCUUGAUGUCCUGAAAAGCUGGCCUGCUGACCAGCCAUAUCUGAAACAUUUAGUUUGUGAAGAGUGGUUGAAAACCAGGAAAAGUUUGUGUUUUUAAGUGACCAAACUUGUCAGUGAAGAUAUUGUUAUUGACUCUGUUUAGUUCUCCUGUUUCCUUUGUUGACUUUUUAUUCUGUACCUUUUUUUAUUAACAGGGAAAGAAAUGAAUUAACUUAAUAUGCUUAAAAUAUAUAAAGAUGACUCCUAUUAAAUAUACAGAAUACUUACUAUUAAAUCAGUUUUUAAAAGAUAUA
Molecule: messenger RNA, 1843 nt
Organism: Galeopterus variegatus (Sunda flying lemur)
Lineage: Eukaryota; Metazoa; Chordata; Mammalia; Dermoptera; Cynocephalidae
Gene: SLC18B1
Product: solute carrier family 18, subfamily B, member 1
Exons: 14
Coding region: 1-1386 (461 amino acids)
Biological process (GO): transmembrane transport
Molecular function (GO): transmembrane transporter activity
Source: RefSeq, a predicted model, not a curated record